AUGUCUCCUACCCUUUCAUACAACAGUUUCCGCCACUCCUUCAAGUCCUUGGAUCGCAUAAUCCACCCCCGCAAGGGCAAAGAUAAGGGCAAAACCAGAGCCCAGCACAAUAUAUCAUCAGCCCUAGAACGACUUUUCGCCAACACUGAAGAGGAUGACAAUGAAGAGUUAUCUAUCAUUCAAAUCACGGAGUCUACUUCUCAACUUCAGAUCGAAGAACAAGAUCCAGCCCUCAAUACCCUCCUCCAUACACUCUCCGUUACCAGAACUACCAGCACAUCCGACAGCUCUACUCUUCUUCCACUUCUUGCUUCUGCCCUCAAGACUCUAUCGACCUACACCCAGAACCACAAAGUCAACACUCUUCCAAUCUAUACCUCCCUCUUGCGUCAUCUUGACACCUAUAUCAGCUAUCUCAUUUGGGAUCAUGAGAUUCUUCUCACCGAUGCAGAGAUUAUCUUUACUGCCUCCACGAGCCCAACUUCCGACCACCGACACAACAUCAUUCUCCAGCUGGAAGCUGUCUAUGUCUCAAACUACGAGACAUGCAAGACGCUAAUGAAUCGUCUCAAUCAACUAGUUGAUAUAGAGAUGAUUGAACGUGCGGACUGGAUAUUCCCUCGCCAGACUGGCUGGGUAGAAGUGAGGAGAGAAGUUAUAAGACUUGAAAAGACUCUGAAAGAAAUCAGAUGGGCUGGCAGGUUGAGAGACGUUGAUUACGUGGAUUACUAA
Aspergillus luchuensis is the source of this 732-nucleotide messenger RNA. RefSeq lists its product as uncharacterized. The record is from RefSeq and is a predicted model, not a curated record. The coding region runs from base 1 to 732 and encodes 243 amino acids. NCBI's taxonomy places the organism in Eukaryota, Fungi, Ascomycota, Eurotiomycetes, Eurotiales, Aspergillaceae. The transcript has a single exon.